Messenger RNA from Dendrobium catenatum, 1564 nucleotides. RefSeq names its product protein XAP5 CIRCADIAN TIMEKEEPER. NCBI's taxonomy places the organism in Eukaryota, Viridiplantae, Streptophyta, Magnoliopsida, Asparagales, Orchidaceae. Bases 278 to 1288 code for a protein of 336 amino acids. Gene Ontology annotation, biological process: chromatin organization. The record is from RefSeq and is a predicted model, not a curated record. The transcript has 12 exons. Gene Ontology annotation, cellular component: nucleus.
AUGCUACUUGUUGCAGUUCAACAUAUUGUGUCUAGGUUCCAAGCCCUAGCCUACAUUUUUUAGGGAAGUUUGAUUUCGUCGCGGCGGAGGGCCGUUCCCCGUGGUGCUAUUGCCCUGCCCUGCUGAUUUCGAGUUGUAAAGGAGAGCAGUGAAGAGGAGCAAAUAUUUCUUUAGAGAACGGAGCUAAGAAGAGUAGACAGCGGCAGGGAUUGGAUUUUUUUAUCAUCAUUGUUUUGGAAAGAAGUUACCGCGGUAGGGAUUGGAUUGAGCCGCAAACAUGUCGGGAAUGGGGGACGGUUAUGUGGGCACCGCCCAGGACGCUGUGCGGAUAAGGAGGCUGGAAAAGCAGCGGGAGGCAGAAAGGAGGAAGAUUCAGGAACUCAAGAACAAAUCCGCCUCCACUGGCGGCCAGACCGGUCUCCUACAGUUCGGCUCCGGUACCUCCGAGAUUCUUGAGACUGCUUUUAAGAAGGAAACAGUUGGUCUGGUCACCAGGGAACAGUAUGUUGAAAAGCGUGUUAACAUCCGGAACAAGAUUGAGGAAGAGGAGAAAGAGAAACUUCAGAAACUGCAACAAGAGGAAGAAGAACUUCAAAUGCAAAAAAGGAAGAAGAGGAGAGUAAAAGGUGAUGCGCGUCUGUCAUUCAAUGAUGAUAUUGAUAACGGAAGCGAUGAGGAGGAUUUAGAAAAUAAACAUUCAGAUCAGAAGAAGUUUGGUAAUGGAAAGCUUGGAAAAGACCCGACUGUCGAGACAAGCUUUUUACCAGAUAGUGAGAGAGAGGCUGAGGAACAAGCAGAAAGGGAGCGAUUGUGCAAGCAAUGGCUACGUGAACAGGAGAUAAUUCGAAAUGAGCCCCUUGAAAUCACUUACAGCUAUUGGGAUGGUGCAGGGCACAGGAGAGUUAUACAGGUUAGGAAAGGUGAUACCAUCGGAGAAUUUCUUAGAGCUGUUCAGCAGCAGCUUGCCCCCGAGUUUAGGGAGAUAAGAACAACAUCAGUGGAGAACUUGGUAUAUGUGAAAGAAGAUCUAAUCAUUCCUCAUCAAUACAGUUUCUACGAGUUAAUCAUCAACAAAGCUAGAGGGAAAAGUGGACCGCUUUUUCACUUUGAUGUUCAUGAGGAUGUGCGAACUGUUGCUGAUGCCACUAUAGAGAAAGAUGAGUCGCAUGCUGGAAAGGUUGUAGAACGACACUGGUAUGAGAAGAACAAGCAUAUAUUUCCUGCUUCAAGAUGGGAGAUAUAUGAUCCAACUAAAAAAUGGGAAAGGUACACUAUUCAUGGAGAUUGAACGCUCUAUUGGUUAUCUUUGGGCCUAUGGACUAACAAAAUGGUCGACUCGACUCACGAGGAAGGUGAUCUUAUUAUAGCAUGUAAAACCAAAUUUAUGUUAUUUUUGCACUUUUUUGUUAACUUAAUAGGUUUUAUUGAACUCACUUUUAGGUGGUUUUGAAAACGAGAUCUAUGUUCGUAUUGAUUUUGUAAAUUGACAUUAUACAAACAAAAUAGAAUUGGAUUACUUGAAACAUGAUUGAGAUUCUUAUCUAGAUGGGUGAUUUACUUUUCA